Striga asiatica is the source of this 1374-nucleotide messenger RNA. Lineage: Eukaryota; Viridiplantae; Streptophyta; Magnoliopsida; Lamiales; Orobanchaceae. The record is from the annotation of a GenBank genome assembly.
CGCAAAGCAAUCUUCUUUGCUGACUCACAAUAAUAAAAAUUAAGAAAAAUUUAAUGGAAGACAUGAAUUCGGCAACAACCGACCUUCACUUCCAUUCGGACUCACGUUUAGAUAAUUUCCCCGCAGUAAAAGCCACGUUUACAUAUCUGUUUCACGGUGCCGUAAAAUCAUUGCACCUUAACGCAUACAUAUGAAAAUGAGGGCAGCUGCUUUUCAAACGAUCCACUGACGAUAGAGAUCAGAAUGCCUCCGGCGUCAACGCUUCGCGGCUCCGCUUAUCUCAACGCGCUCGCCGUCGAGAUUGAGAAGAAGCUUCAACGUGCAGUAGCUUCGGCAUCUCAGAGGCGGAAUCUGUUGCAAGAGUUAUUUGCGGAUAUCGCUUUAGAAGUAGAUGAUCGAGCCAAAGGUAUUAUUUUUGGUGAGGAAGGUGCCAUUUCUGUUGAAGAUCAUGGAUAUGGGGGCCCUAUAUGCUUUUACGACGUGCUUGCUGAUCAUUUUGUUAACAUGCCCGAGAAUGGGAAAUCAAUCCUUGAUCUAAUUGUACAACUUUGGAGCCAGUCAUUUGCAUCUAACAUAUUUUCUCUCUUGUUCCACAAGUGGCUUUUUGAGGUUCAGCUUGAUAACCCUGAGGUCCUACUCCGCUACUCUUCUGCACUUGUUGAAGGUGCUACAAAUGUUUUCUGGAUUGAUAUCCAGACAAAUGCAAGGCGUUUCCAGAGUAUCUUUCGGUAUCUCCUAGAGGAAGUUGCUCUAUGUUCAGAAAGACUAAAGAAGAUUCCAUUACAGGCUCAGCGAGAUCUGUUCCUUCUCCUCUCAAGAUUCCUUUUCUUCUAUAACUCAGGUGACAAGCUUGAUAGCUUUUUGAAGCAGUUUCCUGAUUUCCCAAAUGCUUUCUUGAUUGGUGGUGCCCCGGACAUAUUCGUCAUGGAACUAGCUGAUCAGCUUCAAAAAUUAAAGGUGGAGCCAGUCCUUCUCCAUUACCUCUCUGAGAUAAAAGUUCUGCGAGGCUUAGAACUUAGAAUGGCGACUAGCACGAGAUUGAAAACGAGCCUGUAUAGCUUCACAUCUCCAGGUGGUCCAAUGUACCCUACAAGAGCUGUCCGGCAUGCAGCAUGGGACGCUUUGGACUUUCUUUUUCCUGUGAGUUAUUUGAACUUCUGCAUCUUCAUGGUGCAUUUCAUAUCAGUUGCUAGUGAUAGAUUGCAAAGUUGGGCGAUACCCGCGACACUUGAUAAGUCUCUUCUUUCGAUUGCUCUAUCCAUGGCUUUGGUGAAGUUAGGCAAUCUGUGCAUAAAGAUUGUAAUGUGUUUGUUCUUCAUCUUGUUCAAAGAUGUGUUGUACAAUGUACAUGUGCUUGUUAUACUACACUUGUAG